Prionailurus viverrinus (fishing cat) is the source of this 555-nucleotide messenger RNA. RefSeq names its product glutathione S-transferase Mu 4-like. NCBI's taxonomy places the organism in Eukaryota, Metazoa, Chordata, Mammalia, Carnivora, Felidae. Gene Ontology annotation, molecular function: glutathione transferase activity. The coding region runs from base 16 to 555 and encodes 179 amino acids. Gene Ontology annotation, biological process: glutathione metabolic process. The record is from RefSeq and is a predicted model, not a curated record. The transcript is spliced from 7 exons.
GGAAAGAAGUACACGAUGGGGGAUGCUCCGGACUAUGACAGAAGCCAGUGGCUGGAUGAAAAAUUCAAGCUGGGCCUGGACUUUCCCAAUCUGCCCUACUUAAUUGAUGGGGCUCACAAUAUCAUCCUUUGCUACAUUGUCCGCAAACACAACCUGUGUGGGGAGACAGAAGAGGAGAUGAUUCAUGUGGAUAUUUUGGAGAACCAAGCUACGGACGCCUCUAAUCAGCUCACCAGGGUCUGCUACAGCCCUGACUUUGAGAGACUGAAGCCUGUGUAUCUGGAGUCCAUCCCAGGCGAGAUGAAGCUGUACUCACAGUUUCUGGGGAAGAGGCCUUGGUUUGCAGGGGAGAAGAUCACCUGUUUGGAUUGCCUGGCUUAUGACAUCCUUGACCUGCACUGCAUAUUUGAGCCCAAGUCUCUGGACGCAUUCCCCAACCUGAAAGAGUUCGUAGCCCGCUUUGAGGGCCUGAAGAAGAUCUCUGCCUACAUGAAGUCCAGCCGCUUCCUCCCAGGCCCUCUGUUUCUAAAGAUCGCCUUUUGGGGCAAUAAGUAG